AUGGAUCACUUGGAAUUAUUGUUAAACCUUUUAUGUGAUAACCCCGACAAGAUGACUUUUGAAUUGCUUAACCAAGUCAUGAAAGACAUUUAUUUGUUCCGUAAAAGGAAUUUAAUAAGACCUACCCUAUACACAAAAGUGUUAAAAUUAUUGGCACAGCUAGGAAAUUCCAAUAUUGUGAUUGAUAUGAUAAGGCAAAUGACAACUUUGGGAUAUUACAUUGAAAGGCCACAUGUUAAAGAUGUCUUAAAGCAAUGUGUUAAUGUUGAAUCAGCAUAUAAUAUUCUUGAUGCCAUAGUUGCAAGUCAUUAUGAGGCUGAUAGUGAAUGGUAUAAUUCAUUGAUCGAGAUUUAUUGUGAAAAAGAAAAUUUUAAUGCGGCUUUAGAAGUACUCAGGUUAUACAAUUUAUCAGGUCAGAGGCCUAGGAUAAAAUUUUAUAGUACUAUAAUUCAUAACCUUUCUAAAAAAGGUGAAAUGGAAUUAGCUGAAGUAUUGGUGGACGAAAUGAACGAGUAUUUUGGACCGCCCAAUGAUUUAAUGUAUAAUUCUCUAAUUUCUGGAUACAGCAAAAAGAACGAUAUAGAUAUGGUAUUUAAGACUUAUCAAAAGAUGCUCAAUAUGGGUAUUAAACCAACAAAAGAUAUUUACACUACUCUCAUCUUUUUUCAUCUUCGACGGAAAGAUAUUUAUGAAGCAUCUGUUUUAUAUAAACAAAUGACUGAGAAAGGAAUAGAACAUGAUAGUUAUUUAUUUGUCGCCUUAAUUUAUCUACGUGGAAUACUUGAUGAUUCAGAAGGAGCUAGAAAAACAUAUGACAAAAUGAAAUUAGCUGGUGUUAUUCCCAACACAAUAUCAUUUAAUCAGCUCAUAUAUUCUCACGCUCGUGAUAGAAAAGUAAGUACAUCACAGAUCGAAGCAUUAUAUCUUGAAAUGUUGGCGGAAAAGUUGGAACCAAACCAUUAUACAUUUGAAUUACUUAUUGAUGCAAUGUCUAAAAGACAUUCAUUUGCAAAUAUAUGUGGAGCCUUUAAUGAAAUGUCUAAAAGAAACAUUCCUAUAACAGAUGUAGCUUACAACUCCCCGAUUCGUCAUCAUGGAUUAGCGGGAAAUACAGAACUUGCUUGGAAAUUUUUCAAUCGAAUGAUAUCUACUGGUAUAGAACCAUCUAUGUAUAUAUACACAUCCAUAAUAUCUCUUGCUACCGCAUCUUCCGAUUUUUCAAUAGCUAUUAAAGCUUUCAAGGAUCUCCUAGCGCGUGGGCUCACACCUAAUGUUCAUGUUUAUUCAGCCUUGAUCGCUUCAUUGGUAAAAUCAGGAAAUAUGAAAAAAGCGAUCAGUAUGUUCCACCACAUGUCUAACCAUGGAGUAUCGCCUAAUCAUGUAACUUUUACAUCAUUAAUUCAAGGAUUUGCAAUUACACGGAAUUACGAGAAAGGUAAAGAAAUGUAUGAAAUGAUGAAGAAAGCAAAUAAUAUUCCUGAUAGAUUCACAUUUUACCACUUGGAAAAAUUGUACAAAAUGACUGGACACACUGAAGAGAUCAAAAAAUUACACGAAGAUAUUAAAAGAUACGGUAUAGAUCCCCAAUCUCGUGAACGUAUCCUAAUAAAAGGAAAAGGAUCUUAUUAUUGGAGAGCAAGAAUUUUGAUCAGACGAAGAAUUGAAAGACAAAAGGCUAACAUUGAUCCUGAGGAACAAUAUGCUAUUAAAAAGCGACAGCGUAAAAUAUGGAAAAAACGUUAUCUAUUACGAGAGGCAGCAUUGCAAAGAUUAUAUUCCAAACUUCAAAAAAAUGAAAGUUUAGAACCAUACCAAAUAUGGAGAAAAAAAUAUAUUCAAGAAAAUUACGAAGAUUUACAACGAUAUAAAAAAUCUGGUACAUUUCCAUUCUGA
Molecule: messenger RNA, 1893 nt
Organism: Scutellospora calospora
Lineage: Eukaryota; Fungi; Glomeromycota; Glomeromycetes; Diversisporales; Gigasporaceae
Source: the annotation of a GenBank genome assembly